Dujonia railenensis is the source of this 1758-nucleotide messenger RNA. Lineage: Eukaryota; Fungi; Ascomycota; Pichiomycetes; Serinales; Debaryomycetaceae. The record is from the annotation of a GenBank genome assembly.
AUGUCAGAAAUAGCACCAAAUUUGAGCUACAGCUCCAGCCCGAAUGCAGUUUCAAGUAAGACCGCAGAUUUGAGCGAAGUCAGCACCUCCAAGAGCAAUAGCCCCGUUCCUACUCCUUCUACUGCUCCUGCCAAGUCGAAAGAAGAUCGUCCCUACAAGUGCACCGUUUGCUCGAAGGCGUUCCACCGUCUUGAACACCAGACCAGACAUAUCCGUACGCACACCGGUGAAAAGCCCCACCCUUGUACAUUCCCUGGGUGCACAAAGAGGUUUUCUCGGUCAGAUGAGUUGACCAGGCAUCUUAGAAUCCACAAGAACCCAUCUUCUAGAAAGAGAAGAAACAAUGACCAGAUGAUGAUACAGAUCCCCAGCACCGUCGAGCAGCAGCAGAUGCAGCAGCAACAGCAACAGUUCCAGCAGCAUCCGCAGCUCCAGACUCAGGAUCAGCUUCAGCAGGGUAUCUUCCCCCAACAGCGCACGAUAAGCGUCACGGUGGACAGGAACGGUAAUCACAUAUAUCAUCUGCCUUAUCCAGUGUAUAUCAUGCAAGGAGGGCCCCAGCAGAUGGGUUCUGCGCCCAUGUCUGGUCCUCAACCUCAGUACUUUCAAGAUCAGCAGCAACCAAUGCUGGCCAUGCAGCAGAAUGUGAUACCCAACGGUGGAGCUCCCCAAUACUUCCAGUCGGCUCCAAUCCCGAUCAAACAGGAACAGAACCAACAGCAGCCACAACAAGUACCACAAGUGCAGCUUUUACAACCACAAGGUCAACAGCUACAACAUGGACAGCCAUCUCCAAUCUCCCAAACCGCUUUCAAUUUGCCCACCUCCCCUAAUCAAGCCCAGUCGAGCACUUCUCCUCCACUUCUUGGUUCGUUAAACAAAUCUUUAUCAGCUACGUCUAUCGUAUCAAAUUCCAACUUCCCGGUCUUUAGUCAGUCAGGAACAAUAUCUACCAACAACUCCUCCAUCCACUCUUUAAGUAAUUCUCCGGAGGCUUCAGUAACAAAUGGAGUACCUGUUGGACUUCAUAACAACAACAAUGGCAACAACCACUUCAGCGGACAGUUGCCUCCUAUCACCUCCAUGGGAUCUUCAACAUCACUCAAAUCCAAAUUGUUUAACGCAUCAUCCACUUCAUCACUUUCAUCACUUAAAUCAAACUCGUUUUCCAAUCUCUCUGGGUUACAAAGAAUGACACCAAUUAAGCUGAAUCUUCUGCAAUCUAGAUUGGUACAACCGCAGCCACUGCCACUCCCACUUCCUAAACAGAAGUCAUCUUCAUCCUUAAACCUUGAGUUUUACGCUAGUAACAAGAAGUCAAGACCAAACUCGCCUAAUUCUUCUAUGGUGAAUGCUCAACAAUACUACCAAACUUCAAAUAGUUCUAACUCAACAAUCCCAACAUCUAGCAAGAUAUCUUCAACUGGAUUUGGAGGUGGCCUCACUCCAGCUCACCAUAACUCAUCUGGAGAAGCUGCCUUUAUGAUUUCUCCUAAUGAAACUCCAUUGCAAACUCCUUCGCAAUCACCACACUUACAACCUCAAACUAUGAGCGGCUUUGAUAAGACCAAUCACUUCAGUUUGUUGAAUGCAGCUAUUCAGAAACACCAAGAAAGUAGCUCUACGCCUGCCCCUGCUCCAACCUCAUCUCCAAGCAGUAACUCUACUCAGAGCAUUGCCACCACAGGUACACAACUCCCUCCGAUUCGCAGUGUUUUUUCGUUCACAUCACUUGCCGCUGAGUCCAAGAGAGAGUAG